Messenger RNA from Protopolystoma xenopodis, 597 nucleotides. NCBI's taxonomy places the organism in Eukaryota, Metazoa, Platyhelminthes, Monogenea, Polystomatidea, Polystomatidae. The record is from the annotation of a GenBank genome assembly.
AUGUUUAUCGGGGAGGCAGAGGAUGAGACUAGCAAAUUCGAGGCACUUCAUCAACGGCGAACGCAACUGGCUGCAUUCUGCAAGUUGGUAAUUUAUAACCUUGUACCAAUUCGUUCUGCGGCUCCUCUCUAUAAGCACUACAUUCGAUCGUUCAACGACUUUGGUGACAUCAUGAAAUCGACCCUAGCUAAGUCGCGAGAGAUCAGUCGUAUACAUACAGCUCGUAUGAUCGCACACUGCUUGAAUCUGGCUUAUUUGGAUGUCCAGGCCUCUGAUGUGGAUGGCCGCGUAGAACGAGGAUCCGAAGGCUUUCAGACUGUCAAGGAGCUAGCUCGUCGGCUUAAUUUGAGCUUUGGACUCGAUUUCAUCAAGAUUCGCGAGGCCAUGGUUGCUCUUCAUUCGGAAGGCAUCCAGGUUUGUGUUGCCGCAGCUGCCUCUGCAGCUGCUAUCAGCGGCCAGCUUCCUGGACGGCCUAGCAACCUCCUCUUUCUUGAAAUAAUGUCUGAAUUCUCUAACAAACUUCUACGACAGGAUAAGCGCAGCCUACUGGAAUACGUUGGGAGGGUGAGUUGGAUGCAGGAUCACACUUGUGCAUAA